UCUGUUCCUUCGUGUUAUGGUCCAAGAUGGCCGCAGUGGCCUUUUUAACGUGUUGGCCUGUUUGUGUAGGUUCAGCUCACUAGAGACACUCGACAAACUGUCAACUGAACUCAGAAGAGUAAUUAGCCAGCUAGCCCCAGGACUUCGGGUUUGGUAGUAGACAGCUGCACUGUGUCCACAUCCUUCCUGGCCCCUCCCCUUCAGAUCUACAGCUCUAAAGAUGGGUGUAACCAACAUGGUGGUGGAGCAAUAGAGCUGACACGCCCCGUUCACUGAACCAUCACAUGUUGUUCAGAUCAGAAGUCAAAGCAGAGUCUCUUCUGAGGAAGUGAAACUCAGACACUCGUUGUUACCGAGAGGUGAAAUGGAGCUGAAAGGAGUUCAGCUGGACCAGGAGACCUUCUCUUGUUCCAUCUGUCUGGAUCUCCUGAAGGAUCCGGUGGCUAUUCCCUGUGGACACAGCUACUGCAUGAACUGUAUUAAAGACCACUGGGAUGAAGAGGACGGGAAGAAGCUCCUCAGCUGCCCUCAGUGUAGGCAGACCUUCACGCCGAGGCCUGUCCUGCUGAAGAACACCAUAUUGGCAGUUUUAGUGGAGCAGCUGAAGAAGACUGGACUCCAAGCUGCUCCUGCUGAUCACUGCUAUGCUGGACCUGAAGAUGUGGCCUGUGAUGUCUGCACUGGGAGGAGACUGAAGGCCUUCAAGUCCUGUCUGGUGUGUCUGGCUUCUUACUGUGAGAAACACCUCCAGCAUCAUUAUGAUGCACCUCCAUUCAAGAAACACCAGCUGGUGGACCCCUCCAACCAGCUCCAGGAGAACAUCUGCUCUCGUCAUGACGAGGUGAUGAAGAUCUUCUGCCGUACUGAUCAGCAGUGUAUCUGCUACCUCUGCUCUCUGGAUGAACAUAAAGGCCACGACACCGUCUCAGCUGCAGCAGAAAGGACCGAGAGGCAGAGAGAGCUGGAGGGGAGUCGACUAAACAUCCAGCAGAGAAUCCAGGACAGAGAGAAAGACCUGAAGCUGCUCCAUCAGGAGGUGGAGGCCAUCAACCUCUCUGCUGAUAAAACAGUGGAGGACAGUGAGAAGAUCUUCACUGAGCUGAUCCGUCUCAUGGAGAACAGAAGCUCUGAUGUGAAGCAGCAGGUCAGAUCCCAGCAGAGAACUGAAGUGAGUCGAGUCAAAGAGCUUCAGGAGAAGCUGGAGCAGGAGAUCACUGAGCUGAAGAGGAACGACGCUGAGCUGAAGCUGCUCUCACACACAGAGGAUCUCAACCAGCUUCUCCACCACUACCCCUCACUGUCACCACUCAGUGGGUCUACAGACUCAUCCAGCAUCAACAGCCGUCCUCUGAGAUACUUUGAGGACGUGACGGCGGCUGUUUCAGGACUCAGAGAUGAACUACAGGACGUCCUGAGAGACAAGUGGACAAACGUCUCACUGACGGGAACUGAAGUGGAUGUUUUACUGUCUGCACCAGAGCCCAAGACCAGAGAAGGAUUCUUAAGAUGUUCAUGUGAACUCACUCUGGAUCCAAACACAGCACACACACUGCUGUUAUUAUCUGAUGGGAACAGAAAAGCAACUUUAAUGAAGGAACAUCAGUCUUAUUCUCAUCACCCAGACAGGUUCAGUGAAUGGUUUCCUCAGGUCCUGAGUAGAGAGAGUCUGACUGGACGUUGUUACUGGGAGGUGGAGUGGAGAGGAGGAGGAGUUUGUGUAGCAGUUUCAUACAAGAACAUCAUGAGAACAGGGGGUGAAUGUCUGUUUGGAUCCAAUAAUAAAUCUUGGGCGUUACGUUGUAACAAUAACAGUUUUACAUUUCUUCACAACGAAGUCCACACCCCCGUCUCUGGUCCUCGGUCCUCCAGACUAGGAGUGUACCUGGAUCACAGAGCAGGUUUUCUGUCCUUCUACAGCGUCUCUGGAACCAUGACUCUCCUCCACAGAGUCCAGACCACAUUCACUCAGCCUCUCUAUGCUGGACUUGGGUUUUAUUAUUCUUAUGGAGUCACUGCUGAGUUAUGUAAACUCAAAUAGACAGAAGUGAUUUAAGGGACAGCUGGUUAAAGUCUGGGUUUUAAUUCUUAAGCUUAUUUUGUUUCCAUCAUUGUUGCUGAGAGCAGACUUUUCUCCACCUGUCAAUCAAACCUUGUGGGCGGUGCUUGUUCAUCUUGUUGCUGUGUAAAUGUCUGAGCUCCUUCCUCUGUGUGUUUAUGGAGGCUCUCACUGCUCAUGAUGAUCUUUGUUUACCUGAACUCAUAUUCAUCUGCAGGAAAAUGUAAAAUGCUGUGAGCUCUAAAUGUUUGAUGCAUGUUGUUGUUGAUGUAUUUGUUAAUGUCUCUUCCUCUGCAUGGGUCUUAAAGAGAGAAAGAAGAGAUUCUUUAUUCUAGAUAUUUAGUUCUUACUGCUUUUUGCAAAGUGUUCUAUCAUUUCAUUUGUGUUCAUUAAUUUGAGAGAUUAAAUGUUGUUGUUGUCGUCCGAAUCAACAUACACAUGAUGCACUAUGUUGUGUUAUAAAAUAUCAUAAUCAAUAAGGACAUCUUUCAUUAUUCUUUUACAUAACUGAUAUUCUGGUCAAACGCAUUGAACAGGUUUACAUGAUGAAUAAAGUAUAAUAAAGUAC
Molecule: messenger RNA, 2624 nt
Organism: Cyclopterus lumpus (lumpfish)
Lineage: Eukaryota; Metazoa; Chordata; Actinopteri; Perciformes; Cyclopteridae
Product: tripartite motif-containing protein 16-like
Exons: 2
Coding region: 365-2038 (557 amino acids)
Molecular function (GO): zinc ion binding; protein binding
Source: RefSeq, a predicted model, not a curated record